Chlamydomonas reinhardtii is the source of this 2355-nucleotide messenger RNA. RefSeq lists its product as uncharacterized. The record is from RefSeq and is a predicted model, not a curated record. NCBI's taxonomy places the organism in Eukaryota, Viridiplantae, Chlorophyta, Chlorophyceae, Chlamydomonadales, Chlamydomonadaceae. The coding region runs from base 118 to 2091 and encodes 657 amino acids. The transcript has 7 exons.
CGUCCGCUGCGCACGCCUGCGCCGCUGCACAACGCCAGUCCAAUAAUGUAAAUACACUUGCAGCUAUCAUCUUAGGCGAGGACGACGGUCGGGGGGGCAGAGAGCGCUUGAAGCGGAAUGCCUAGAAGCGCCACCUCGCAGCCCUGCCCGUUAUGCGCUGGGCACCUAGAUAUCUUAUGCUCCAACGCUCGCGGGCGCGAAGAGCAGCUGGCAACGCACCUCGAGCGGGCGCACCUUGCGCCUUGCUUCGAGGGGCCUGGACCAGCUCGCCCCUGGCGGUGUCCCAUAUGCAACGACAAGCGCCGCUCGUACGGGAAAAGCUUGGGGUUGGCUCAACACUUCCUCAAAGUCCACGCAGCUGCUAGCAGUGCCCCAGGCCCACCAAGGCCCCCCAUCGCUGGGGCCGCCACCGGCACCACCACCACCUCCCAGCCAGGAGCGGCGUCCGAUGAUGCACGACUGCCCCAAGCCACCCUGCAAGCAGCGGUAAAGUCCGGAGCCUUGCUGGAACCGCCACGCCUGCCAUGGUUGCCACGGCCUACCUCAACGUCACGUGCUCCAGCCUCUGUGCUGCUGGCCUCCUGGAACCUGGAGCACUUCAGCCUGAUGGCCGCUGAAAGCAGCCUGGCAGCACGCAAGGUCGCCAACGUGUGUGCCACGUUGCGACAACUGUGUGCGGCGGAGGGCGGCGGCUGCGCGGUGGUGGUGGCGCUGCAGGAGGUGUUCAGUGCGGAAGCGGUUAAUUUCAUGACUGCAUACCUCAACGAGCGCGAGAAGCCAGCGGCGGCCGCGGCGGCGGGUGCUGCCGUGGUUGGCACGGCCGCCGGUGGAGAAGGUGGAGGAGGUGAAGGCCGGCGCACGUGGCACUGCGUCACCUCUGAGCCGCUGGGCAACAACGCCGAGCGGGCCGCGUUCCUGUGGAGCGGCCCGCCCAGCCCCAGCCCCGGCGCAAACCCGCCACCGCCGUCCGGCGCGGGGCGCUGGCUGCCGCGCUGGCUGCCGUGCGGGCGGCCCGCCGCCCGGCCGCCGCCUGCGCCGCUUUUCGCCGACCCCGAACACAGCUUUCGGCUGUUGCGGGAGGAGGGCAUGAAGACGGUGCUACGCGGGCGGCAAGAGCAGGUGGCUGAGGGCCGCUUCAUCCGGAGCCCCUUCUUCGGACUGUUCAGGGUGGGCUGGGCCAACCUGCUGGUGCUCAAUGUGCACCUAGCGGCGGACCCAGCUGCAGCACGCUCGGAGGUGGCCGCCCUGAACCGCCUGGCCGCAGCCAUAGAGGCCCCCAACUGCCGCCUGCUGCGCCGCCGCCUGCUCGGGGGCCUGCUGCGCGGCCGCCGCCGCCGCGGCCUGGUUGCCAUUGCCGGCGACUUCAACUGCUCGCCUCCGGGUCGGCCGGUUGCGCCCACUGUGCGGCCGCCCGCCUGCGCUGUGGCCGGCGGCGGCAGUCAGCCGGAGGCGGACACACGAGCGGGCGCUGAGGCGGGUGGAGUUGCGGCGGAUGCCGCGGCUGUGGAGGUCAGUGUGCACGUGAGCCGUGGAGCGCUGCCUGCACCGGGGCCUCCUGCGCAGGCAGCGCCCAUAGCGGCAGCAAGGGCAGGCAAAGCGGCCGCAGCAGGGGAGAACGGGUGGGACACGCUGUCCAGCAAGGGCUGGGUGAAUGUCCUGGCGGCUGCCGACGGCGCCACUGCAGCAGGGCCGGGGGCAGGCGCAGCUAGCAGCGGUAACGCUGGCGGCGGCAAGUCGCAGGCGGCGGCCCCGCUGCCGGCAACUAAUUGGAGGGCCAAGCAGCCGCGGGCUUUGGAUGCCAUAUGUGUGCGGGCGGAUGACGUGGCAGAGGGGGUGGGCGCGUCACAGAGGCAAGGCAGUGGCUGUGCCUGUGCAGGCAGCAGCUGUAGCAGCAGCGGUGGCAGCCGUGGCGGGAAGGGCAGGGCGGUGGUCACGGGGCGCGGCGUGUGCGCCCCGCCGCCCUACGUGGACCCGCAGCAGCCGGCCGUGUACCCCAACCACCUGCUGUGUUGGGUGCGGCUGGACCUGACGCCGCUGCAGCAGGCCCCGGGCAAGCCGCGGGCGCUCCUGGCGCCAGCCCGGCUAGGGUAGUGGCAGUCUGCAGUGGCGGCAGGGCCUGGACACGCCUGUUGGGCGGCAAUGGCGCGGGCCUGCCUGCGACCCGUGUGCCUGGCGCCGAUGGGAUGGAGUAGGGGAGCAGGGAAGCAGUGGCAGGGAGGCAGGGUGGGGGGAGGUACCUAGGCAACGGUGCUCAGGCCAGGCGUAGGCGGGCGGGCACAGAUAUGGUAAACGCGCAUGCCUUCUGGUAACUAUUGUAAGACGGCAAUGGACCAACGGCUGUAACAAGACUGAGUU